Messenger RNA from Candidozyma haemuli, 2037 nucleotides. RefSeq names its product homoaconitate hydratase (gene LYS4). Gene Ontology annotation, molecular function: 4 iron, 4 sulfur cluster binding; homoaconitate hydratase activity. The transcript has a single exon. Lineage: Eukaryota; Fungi; Ascomycota; Pichiomycetes; Serinales; Metschnikowiaceae. Bases 1 to 2037 code for a protein of 678 amino acids. Gene Ontology annotation, biological process: L-lysine biosynthetic process. The record is from RefSeq and is a predicted model, not a curated record.
AUGAGAUCGACUAUAAUAUGUUCCUUCCGUUCCUUUUCCACCUCGGCAAGUCUAAAUAGAGGCCAGAACUUGACAGAAAAGAUAGUACAGAGAUAUGCGGUUGGGCUUCCCCAGGGCAAGAAGGUCUUCAGUGGUGACUAUGUUUCCAUCAAGCCUGCCCAUUGCAUGUCCCAUGACAACUCGUGGCCUGUAGCCACUAAGUUUAUGGGUCUCGGUGCAAAGCAGGUUAAGGAUAACCGUCAGAUUGUUUGCACGUUGGAUCACGAUGUUCAAAAUAAGUCAGACAAGAACUUGGAAAAGUACACUAAUAUCGAGCGCUUUGCCAAGGAGCAAGGCAUCGACUUCUACCCUGCUGGUCGUGGUAUCGGUCACCAGAUCAUGAUCGAGGAAGGUUACGCUUUUCCUUUGAACUUGUGUGUGGCCUCGGAUUCUCAUUCUAAUACUUAUGGUGGUGUGGGAUCUUUGGGUACACCUAUCGUGAGAACAGACGCUGCUUCUAUCUGGGCCACUGGUAUGACGUGGUGGCAAGUGCCUCCAGUUGCUAAGGUCGAGCUUGUUGGUGAUUUGCCUAAGGGUGUCACUGGUAAGGACGUUAUUGUCGCUCUUUGUGGAUUAUUCAACAACGAUGAAGUUUUGAACCAUGCUAUCGAGUUCGUCGGUGACGGGUGCGCUAAGUUGCCAGUCGACUACAGAUUAACUAUUGCAAACAUGACCACCGAGUGGGGUGCUCUUUCAGGUUUAUUCCCUGUGGAUGAUGUUUUGGUUAACUUUUACAAGGACAGAAUUAAUAAGUUGCCUCAACCUCAUCCUCGUGUCAACGAUCAAACCAUCACUGACUUGGAGCAAAACAAGGUUGCCUCAGAUUCUGAUGCCGUUUACGCUAAGCACUUGGUUGUGGACUUGGCUUCCCUCUCGCCAUACAUCUCCGGUCCAAACAGUGUCAAGGUUUCCAACUCUCUUCAUGACUUGGCCAAACAGAACAUUCCUAUCAACAAGGCUUACUUGGUUUCUUGUACCAACUCUCGUUUGAGUGAUAUCAAGGCUGCUGCUGAUGUCAUCAGAGGUAAGAAGGUUGCCGAUGGAGUCGAGUUCUACGUUGCCGCUGCUUCUUCUAAUGUCCAGAAGGAUGCUGAAGCUAGUGGUGCUUGGAGUGAUAUUAUCGAGGCUGGCGCCAAGCCUCUUCCAGCUGGUUGUGGCCCAUGUAUUGGUCUUGGUACUGGUUUGUUGAAGGAUGGUGAGGUCGGUAUUUCUGCUACGAACAGAAAUUUCAAGGGCCGUAUGGGAUCUAAGGAUGCUUUGGCUUACUUGGCUUCUCCUGAAGUUGUUGCUGCAUCUGCUGUGCUCGGCAGAAUCGGUGGUCCAGAAGAAUUGGACGGCAAGCCUGUUGAGUCUGCAAACAAGGUUCUCAAGUCAUUAACUAUCACUGAAGGCGAGGGUGCCGCUGCUGACGCAGGUGCCGCUGUUGAGGUCUUGGAGGGAUUCCCUAAGGCCAUCGAGGGUGAAUUAAUCUUGUGUGACGCCGACAAUAUCAACACUGACGGUAUCUACCCAGGUAAGUACACCUACCAGGAUGACAUUAGCAAGGAAAAGAUGGCUGAAGUGUGCAUGGAAAACUACGAUCCUGACUUCAAGAACAAGACCACAUCUAGCGACAUUAUCAUUUCCGGUUUCAACUUUGGUACUGGUUCCUCAAGAGAACAAGCAGCCACCGCCAUCUUGGCCAGAGGAAUGAAGAUGGUUGUUGCCGGUUCUUUCGGUAACAUUUUUUCCAGAAACUCCAUCAACAACGCUUUGUUGACUCUUGAAAUCCCAGCUUUAAUUAAGAAGUUGAGAGAGAGAUACGAAGGUGCCACUGAAUUGACCAUUCGUACUGGCUGGUUCUUGAAGUGGGACGUCACCAAGGCCUUCGUUACUGUGACCGACGCCAACGGCAAUGUCGUUCUCGAACAAAAGGUCGGUGAACUUGGUACCAACUUACAGGACAUUAUUGUCAAGGGUGGUCUCGAAGGCUGGGUCAGAGCCGAACUUAAUUCUUAG